Plectropomus leopardus (leopard coralgrouper) is the source of this 3114-nucleotide messenger RNA. RefSeq names its product pyruvate dehydrogenase E1 subunit alpha 1a (gene pdha1a). Gene Ontology annotation, cellular component: intracellular membrane-bounded organelle. NCBI's taxonomy places the organism in Eukaryota, Metazoa, Chordata, Actinopteri, Perciformes, Serranidae. Gene Ontology annotation, molecular function: pyruvate dehydrogenase (acetyl-transferring) activity. The record is from RefSeq and is a predicted model, not a curated record. Gene Ontology annotation, biological process: pyruvate decarboxylation to acetyl-CoA.
CAGAGGCUGACAGAAGGACGGGGCCGUGCCGUGUUGGGUUUGUGGUGAGCUAGCUUCUGAAAGAUGCUGACCAAUAUCUCUAACGUGCUGAGGGCUUGCGCUCAGAGAAAUGGAGCUGCAGCGAUCGUGUCAGCACGCACAUAUGCUGACUUCACAACAGAGGCUAGCUUUGAAAUAAAGAAAUGUGACAUCCACAAACUGGAAGAGGGCCCAGCUACUCAGGUGGUUAUGACUCGUGAUGAGGGUCUGCAGUACUACCGCAUCAUGCAGACCAUGAGGCGUAUGGAGCUGAAAGCAGAUCAGCUGUACAAGCAGAAAAUCAUCAGAGGAUUCUGCCACUUGUAUGAUGGACAGGAGGCCUGUGCUGUUGGUAUCGAAGCAGGAAUUAAUUUAACAGACCACCUGAUCACUGCGUACCGCGCCCACGGCUACACUUACACCAGAGGAGGCACUGUGAAGGAGAUCAUGGCUGAGCUCACCGGCAGGAGAGGAGGUAUUGCAAAGGGCAAAGGAGGCUCUAUGCACAUGUACUGUAAAAACUUCUAUGGAGGAAAUGGAAUUGUCGGAGCUCAGGUCCCCCUCGGUGCUGGUGUGGCUCUGGCCUGCAAAUAUCUGGGCAACAACGAGCUGUGUGUCUGUCUCUAUGGUGACGGCGCUGCAAACCAGGGUCAGAUUUUUGAGACCUACAACAUGGCCGCACUUUGGAAGCUGCCUGCCAUCUUCAUCUGUGAGAACAACAGGUACGGCAUGGGCACGUCAGUGGAGCGAGCUGCAGCCAGCACAGACUACUACAAGAGAGGAGACUUCAUUCCUGGUCUCAGGGUGGAUGGGAUGGACGUUCUGUGUGUUCGGGAAGCGACCAAGUUUGCAGCUGACCACUGCCGAUCUGGAAAGGGUCCCAUUCUUAUGGAGCUGCAGACCUACCGCUAUCAUGGACACAGUAUGAGCGAUCCUGGUGUCAGCUACCGCACACGUGAGGAGAUCCAGGAGGUCCGCGGAAAGAGUGACCCCAUCUCCAUGCUGAAGGACCGCAUGCUCAGCAACAACAUGGCCAGCGUGGAGGAGCUCAAGGAUAUUGAUGUGGCUGUGAGGAAGGAAAUUGAAGACGCUGCUCAGUUUGCCACCACUGAUCCUGAACCCCCGCUGGAAGAGUUGUGCAACCACAUCUUUUACAACGAACCACCCCUGGAGGUGCGCGGCGUGAACCCGUGGUCCAAGCUGAAGUCUGUCAGCUAAAGUUUUCUCAUCGCAUCAUCCAACCAAUAAUGAAUUAGCCCCCCUGCCCCUCACAUAUACACACACAUCAAACAAUGUACCAUAAACUAGUGCCUCGGACCCAGAGCUCAAACCAUCAGCAAGUAAAUUAAUGUCAGUGCUGUUACAGUUUAACAGCAGGGACCAUAUUCACAAAGUUGUUCUGAGAAUAAAACUAACAAAUAUUGACAAGAACACUAAAUUUUAUCACCUUUAAGUCAUUUUAGUGUGCAAAACAACCUGAGGUGCAUUUCUUUGUCACAGUGUUACCACAUUCUCAUGAAUUUCUGUGCCAUAUUUAUUUAUAUAUUUUGUAAAAAAAAAAAUAUUGAUUAGCAAACUCAACACAUUGUAGAUCUUUCACUUUAUGUUGUAAUUAAACUCUCCUUACGACGGUAGAAAAUCUUGACCUCAUGUAUAAAAAGAAAUAUAAAUGAAUACCUGCGAUUAAAUAUUUUUUUAUUUUAAAGGGCAGCUCAAGAAAUAACUUAAUGAAUUUAAAGAAUAUCCGUUUCUCUUAACACAGUCACUAAAUCAGAAGGUUUUGUAAAUGUGGCCCCAAUUGAAUUUAUUUAGUAGAUUCUAAAUUUCUUGUUUGGUGAUUAUCUCUGGUCACUCUUGAGGUGCAAUUAAUCAAAUGUCCACCCAUCACUGUUCAUCUCAUAAAGAGACUGACCUGUAAAAAUGGAUUUGUACUCUUUAUACUGAAGUGUACGUGAUAAAUCAUCCAGUUUGAGGUAAAUAGUUCUUGCUUUUUUUUCUUUUUUUUACUGUAACCCCUUGUUACAAAGGCACCAUAAAAGGCAGCAGACUAAAGACUGUUGUUACUAUCAACAUUCUCAACACGUCUCCAUAUGUUUUUCUUUCAAUAUGCUGUAUGUAGGAGAGGGGGAAGAGUACCAAGGGAAAGGUUUGAAAUAUUUAUCUUGCCAAACCAAACAUGUGCCUGGCAUGUCCGAUGGUUCUUCAAAGGAUGAAUGUGUCGUUUCAUGUUUUUGUCGCACUCCGAGCUGAAACAGCUGAUUCUGUGCAUCCAAAAAGUCAGCUGGUUGAAGACGCGUUCACCGAGUGUGUUUACAUUCAUAACGUGUUUAUUUUGCAGAUACUAUGGUGCUCAGGUGCCUUGUUUGAGUUUCAACACAAACAUAAACAGCUAAUUUUCAUGUAUUUGGAGAAGCUCUUAUUCAGUUUCUGAUGUAUAUGUGUGUGUGUGUGUAAACAUUUACACUCAAUUAAAGCUGGAACAUCUCUUGCCUGCAACAAGGGUGAAUGUAAACACGAUGACUUUUAGUCAAUGCAUUCGUCAGCUACGCUUCACUGCUCACGUUAAGUAUCUAAAUCAAAGAGGGAUGUUGGGUUAAGUAUGGUUGGCUCGGUAGCUUUAUGUGCUACUUGUGUAUUGCGUAUGUCUUAGAAAGGGUUUUGUGGUAUAUCAUUGGCUCACGUAUACAGGAAGAUAUGGACAAUUUGAAUUUCACUCUGUUCUUUUCUUCUCAAGUACUGCUGUGAAAAAAACAUCUGUACUGACACCUCAGGUAACACAAUAAAAACAACCUACAUGUCAACAUGUAGUCAUAACAGCAAGCUGCCAUGUCAACUUUCAGUCAAACAGCAACAAUGCUUGUAACCCAUAAAGGGUAACAGAAGGGAAGUGUAUUUACUCUGUACCGUUAAAAAUGGUUUAAAUUAGAAGGCAGACUAAAAUUUAAAAUGUCAAUACCUGUGUUAAUACAACAGAAAAUGCCUAUGGUGUAUUUGUUGUGGUAAACUGUUACAUUGAGGGUGGCAGAUGACACGGAAACGCUCCAUGGAAACAUUGGUGUUAUGUGUGUGCCACUGUAAUAAAAAGACUGUAAGAUA